Messenger RNA from Ostreobium quekettii, 1410 nucleotides. The record is from the annotation of a GenBank genome assembly. NCBI's taxonomy places the organism in Eukaryota, Viridiplantae, Chlorophyta, Ulvophyceae, Bryopsidales, Ostreobiaceae.
AUGCUGUCGAGCCUGAACGUCCGGGGCUGCCCGCUGGUGCGCUACGGCAAGGCGUCGUGCGCGGUCAAGAAUGAGGACGUGUGCUUCCUGCAGCAGGACGCCACGUGCAAGGCCGCCGGCGCGCGGUUUUCGUUCUACUGCAUCUGCGACGGUCACAACGGCCCCGCGGCCGCGCGGUUCGUGGAGCAGACCCUCAUCUCGGAGGUGAUGGACAGGCUGCCGUCCAUGCAGCUGCCCAAGGCGUUCCAGACGGCGGAGGGCAAGAAGUUUGCAGCGAAGAUCAGUGAAGCCAUCAUUGAUGCGUUUGCGGCAAUCGACACCAUCUGGCGUUCCCAAAACAUAGUUUCAGGCACCACCGUGACCGUUGCAGUGGUGGUGGGAUGGCUCCUAACUGUGGCCAACAUUGGAGACUCCCUAGCCUUCCUUCGCACCGCUGGGAGGGUGUACCCUAUGACUGCCAAUCACCGCCUUGCAUCCAACUCCUCUGAAGUCAGCAGGCUUAAGAAUGCAGGCGUUCAGGUCGCCAGGGUGUCCCAGGGAUUGGAUGGCCCAGCGGCAGAAGAUGGCACAGGUUUUGGACCACUCAGGGCAUGGCCAGGAGGGCUGGCAGUUGGCAGAUCAUUGGGGGACAUUGACGCAUGUCCAGAGGUGGUGUGCAGGCCACACAUCAAACAGGUUGUAGUGCACUCUGAGUUGGGCGCCCGCCUGGUAGUGGCGUCGGAUGGGCUGUGGGACAUGUUGAAGCCCAAGAAAGUGAUGUCCAUCAUCAAGACCCCGACUGUGGAUCGUGCAUCGACCAAGCUGGUGUCCACUGCCAAAAGGGCAGGGGGCGGCGUGUUGCACGAUGACAUCUCGGUGCUGGUGCUGGACAUCGUGCCUACAAGCAUGAAGGAUGCUCCAGCACCCAAGCACAUAAGAAAGAACGUGGCAUGGAAAUGUUGCUCCUCAACGACGGACGACGAUCGUUCAAGUCUGGAGUUUGUGUCGGACAUCGACUCUCUGCAUUGGUAUCCAAUGCUGGUGCACACAAAGAGCGCCGGUGCUGCUGUCCAGAGGGACCCUGCCAACUUGACUGUCCAUUCAGGCAAGAGCUACACCGAGGAUGAGAGCAGAGGUCAAAAAACAGGGCCUCGUACAUCGGUUGGCCACCCACCUGCCGCCAAUAUGGGAGCCAAUGGGAAGCGUAGAACCAUGAGCUGCUACGAGGUGAUCACGCCCACCUCCCCUUUUGAACCUCCAGCUGCACCAACAAACGCACCACCAGAUUUGCCGCGCUACGACAGCGCAGCGGAUGUAAAUGCCGAUGCGCACAAUGCCAGGGAACGGAGCAGGAAGCCAACGGGCAUGAUGGACUACACGAGCCAUCAUUUUGAACAGCCCAGGCGGCUCGACAGUGCGCACAUAGGAUAG